AUGUGUCAUCUAAAUCAUACUACCAGAGAUCAUCCCCCUAAAAUUGUGUUUAAAGAUGCCUAUUCAAGUGUUUACUCCAUAGAUUAUGCUUCAUUAUCAACUGCAUUAACCUAUAAAUCAUGUUUUGAAGCCGUUCAACUGGAUUGCCCAUCGGCUGAGGCAGGUAUUACCUUUGAAAUCUUGGGUUCUUGUAAUGGCUUGAUUUGCCUAGGUCUUUAUAAGAACGCAGCUGCUAUGAAUAAUAACUUCAAGGACGUGAAUGAUAUUUGUGUUUGGAACCCAACAACUAGAGAAUAUAGGGAAAUCCGAAUACGUCCUCAAUAUCUUCACCACCCCGCAUACAACAAAAUUAGCUAUGGAUUUGGUUAUGAUAGCAGCAUGAAUGACUACAAGUUUGUAAGAAUAUGCUACUGGAAAAAGGAUGAUUAUUCUAAACUAGAGGUCUACCCAUUAGGGUCCGAUUUAUGGAAAACUAUCGAGAAAAUCCCUUACUCGUUCCAUGAAACAGUGGAUCGUCCUGGCUUGCUUUUCAAUGGAGCUCUUCACUGGAUAGGCAUUAACACCACCAAAAACACCCAAUGUAUUGUUAGUUUUGAUGUUAAUAAUGAGAGGCUCACCGAUUUGUCUAUUCCGGAAAAAACUAUGAAGCAAGUGUCUAUUCCGGAAGAAACUAUGAAGCAAGAUAAACAUGUGGGAGUAUUGACAGGUUUCCUUUGUUUAAGUAGCACUGACAAAUGUCGUACUGAUGUGUGGGUAAUGCUGGAUUAUGGAGUGAAAGAAUCAUGGACUAAGCAAUUUACCUUCAUAAAUAAGCCUUAUCGUAAACAUGAGUUUAAUCCGCUAUGGAUUCAAAAUGGUAAGGCUCUAAUGGCAGGUAGCACACCUUUUGUUCUAUAUAAUCCCAAGGGUUUCAGAUUUGAAGAUGUGUUAGUAUAUUCUUCUGAUAUGGAGAAAUUAUAUAUCAGAAGUUAUUUUUACUACGUGAAGAGCUUAGUUCCACUUAACUCUGGGACGUAUGUGAAGAAGAGCGAGGAUAGUCAACGGAAACAUGCAUGA
This is a messenger RNA of Papaver somniferum (opium poppy), 1056 nucleotides long. Its product is annotated as F-box/kelch-repeat protein At3g06240-like. The record is from RefSeq and is a predicted model, not a curated record. Bases 1 to 1056 code for a protein of 351 amino acids. NCBI's taxonomy places the organism in Eukaryota, Viridiplantae, Streptophyta, Magnoliopsida, Ranunculales, Papaveraceae. The transcript has a single exon.